CUCUAUGGUACGUGCUCGGAUACGUGGGUGUACGCUGGCAUAAACGGAACUUCCUCGCCAUCAUCAAGGAAUACGAGAACGUAUAUUAGUGAAGAUUACGCAUUUUAUUUUUACGUAGGACAGUCGAGCAGAUUUUAUUGAUGAGAACUUCUCUGGCGUUCCAUCCUGAUGAAUAGGAAAAGUGUUCUGGACCAUGUCCGUACAUUAUAAGUUCAAGUCCACUUUGGACUUUGACACUGUAUCAUUUGAUGGGUUGCAUAUAUCUGUAGCCGAUUUAAAAAAGGCAAUCUUCCAUCAGAAGAGAAUCGGGAAAAAUACGGACUUUGAUUUGCAGAUCACAAAUGCUCAGACUAAAGAAGAUUACACUGAUGACAACAUUUUAAUUGCCAAAAAUACAAGUCUAAUUGUUGCCAGAGUGCCUUUAACAAGUCAACAGAAGAGAACUUGGGAAAGAGCUGAAGCACCAACAUUUAAUACCACCAAAGAUGAAGGGACUUUGGGCAAAUCUGUCGACCUUACCAGGUUGGAUGGAUCUGAAGAAGACAAGAUCCGUGCCAUGAUAACACAGAGUACACAAGAUUAUGAUCCAUCAAAUUAUAUGAAAAUACGUGGUCAAAACCAAACAGGUGAAGUACCCCCAAAUUAUCGCUGUUACAAGUGUCAUCAGCCUGGGCAUUGGAUAAAACACUGUCCACUAGGUAUUGGUUCAGAACCGAUUGAAAUAAAGAAGAGUACUGGUAUUCCACGUAGUUUUAUGGUCCCAGUUGACGGACCAACAGUUCCUGGCGCUAUGAUGACUCCUGGUGGAACGUAUGCUGUACCUGCCAUUGACCACCAAGCCUACAAAGAAGGCAAGAAAGAAAAACCGCCUUUCUCUCAUGACCCGGAGCCCGCAGUGGAGAAACCAGAAAUUCCGGAGGACCUUCUUUGCAACAUAUGUAAAGAUCUUCUAACGGAUGCUGUGAUGAUUCCAUGUUGCGGAAACUCAUUCUGUGAUGAGUGUAUACGUACCUUUCUCCUCGAAUCCGAAGAACACGAAUGUCCUGACUGUAAUGAAAAAGACGUCUUACCAGAAUCACUAAUCCCCAAUCGUUACUUACGUAAUGCCGUGCUUAACUUUAAAAACGAGACGGGUUAUGCUAAAAGAGUAGUGUAUAAACCGCCUCCGCUGUCAAAACUUGAGCCCAGCGUCUCAGAGAAACUCAGCGCCGAACAAGCUGUUGCUCCCACGCAGGCUAACUCUAGUCAGGCGUUGGGAGAAGUUAAGGAAGCCGAUAAAGCUGCUGGAGAGGCUUCGCCUUCCUACGAGAAGGCUACAACUGCAACAGAAGAAACAGGUGACUUGAAAAUUGGAGAGGACGAGGCGGAGGUACCACCACCUCCUGGAACCGAACCACCUCUCCUACCAAAAAAGGUUUCUGACCAUUCAUGGCGAGAAUCUAGCAGUGAGGAAGAUUACGGCAAAUUCUCAAAGGAAAGACGCCGGAGCUUCAGUCGCGAUAAUACUCGUGACAGAAGUGCUGCUUAUCAUAGCAGUAGUAGUAGCUCACGAGAGGCAGGUAUACGACCACCGAGUCGUAGACGAUCGCUCUCGCCUCCCAACUCCGACUAUCCCAAAAGUAGUUAUCAAGCGCCACCUUCGGGACAUCCUUCAGCAUCGACAGCAGAUGGUCGAUACAUGCCGGCUCCAGUUCAUUAUGAUCCUAAUAUUAGGAGGUCAACCGAGGACAGAGCUGGAACUCCCACGGUGGACGAGCCGCACUUGCAUCCUGCACCGGCCUUAUUGCCAUAUCCACCAGGCGAUGAGCGGGCAGCUUAUCCAGCUCCGCCGCCAGUGGGUCACGCUCCGGCAUUGCUACCAAAUCCAUACAUGGCUCCACCACGAAUGCCAAUGUAUGCGGAGCCACCAACAGCAGCACCUCCACCGCCUCACGGUUACGCACCGCCACCACCACCGCCAACAGCGCAGAGAUACGACAGUCGUGCACCGGCCUAUGCUCAACAGCCUUACAGACCGUCUCAACCGCCCAGAGGUUACAGUGGCCCACCAAGACCUAUGAGAGGCAUGCACAACAGAUACAGAUCACACGUUCCUUCCAAAUGGGAUAUGCAAGUGGGAUAUCGAGGUAUGCAACCUCCACCUCCAGGUAUGGGUCGUGGAAUGCAUAACGGCACACCAGGAGUGAUCGACGAUCCACUAGAAAUAUUCAAUCGUAUGCUUCGGGAAAAAGACGAGCGCGAUCGUCGCAUGGGUAAGCAUCGUUCGUCUCGUCGCACACGAUCACGUUCGCGAUCGCGCUCGUACUCACGUUCGCGAUCGAGGUCACCAGUUAGACGGCCGGCCAGUCGAUCUCGAUCGCCACCCAAGAGACGGGCUGUCAAUUCGAGGUCGCCACCGCCAUCGCAUAGAACAAGAAGCCGCACACCUAAAAAGCGUAGAUCGCGCAGUGGCAGUUUUUCUAUUAGUCGAUCUCGAUCGUACUCGCGGAGCCAGUCGCCAAGGGCCACUUUGCCCCGCAAACGCAAGGGCAAACCGGCUCCGUAUCGCUCGCCGGCUCGAUCACCCCCGAGAUAUCAUAAAGAACGAGAUCAUAAAGAACGCGAGAGGCAUCGCUCACGCGAGCCGUACUCAACUUCAGCCAGCUACUAUGCCGACACGGCCGAUCGUGGCCCACGUUAUAAGACGCAAUCGUCGUCAUCGUCGUCGUCUCAUCCUCAUCAUCAGCAACAACAUCAUCAUCAUACAAUAUCACCGCCAGCGUCGCUGCCACCACCAGCACCACCGGGUCUAUCGCCUAGCCAGCCGGACAGGAAAAACUAUUAUGAUUCCUAUAACAGGUAUGCGCCAGCGACGUCGAUGCCGACCGGCCGCUUAUUGCCCCUAGCGCCGCCGGCUGCUAAGCGGUUCGACGAUGUGGCGCCUCCAGGCACCGAGGGAUACUACGACCUUGCCCCGCCCGGUGUCGACUUGCUUCCGCCCAAGGAACGCGCCCCUUCCAAAGACCGGGAUGCCGACAGCGUUACACUGUCGAGCAGAUCGUUGCACGAGCGUGAUCGGAGGCACGAUGACGACAGGUCCAGAGACGAUCGGCCAAGACGGGAUCGAAGAGAUAACCACGACAAAGAUCGAUACAAGGACGACAAAAGCCGCCGUUUAGAUCGCUACGACUCGUACGAUCGACGUCGCGGCAAGCAGCAUCGCGGCAUCAGUAGCAGCUCGCCGAAGAGAGACUACACGCCAGAAAGGAACCGCGGCGCCAAGCAGGCCCGCGAGAGCGAGGACUCGCAACGCAAGAAGGACAAGAAAAUCAACAAGGAGAAGAAAAAGAAGAAAGAUAGCGAGGAGAAGGAGAAGAAGCGCAAGAAGAAGCGCGAGAAGAAGAUGCUGAAGGAGGCCGCCGCCGCGGUGGUCAGCUCAUCCACGAUGAUUGUCAAGAUCAAGGAGGAGCCCAAAGACGACGUGGAGGAGACGACCAAGGUCACGCUGGAGGAGAGUCAGCCCGCCGUCGAGGAGAGCAAAGCCGCCGAGGUGGAGGAGAGCAAAGUCGUGGUGAUGGCUGCUGCGGCCACUGCAGUCCUCGAGGAAGCGAAGGUCGCGGACGAGGUGAAACCGAAGCGCGAGGAAAACGAGGCAGCCGCGAGCGCGGCGACAACCACCACGGCCGAGGAGGAACAGGAGAAGCCGAGCGAGGCGAGCCUGUACGCAGGCGUGGUCGACGAAACCGAAAUCACCACCACCCAUUCCGAGAGCAAAGCCGAGGAGCAGCAGCCACAGCCGGCAAGUCCACAGCCCGUCGUCGCGGUGGCGAACUCUGAGUCGCCGAAGAAGGAAGAGUUCAUGGCGCCAUUGCCUGAGCUUUCCAAGUGGGAGCGCGAUGAGAAGCCGAGCGAAGAGGAGGAAGAGGAAAAGUCGGCAACUCCCGAGAGGCCCAGCGGCGAUGCCGUCAACAAUGGUGGAGGCGAAAGCGAAGAUGGCAAGAAGCUCGUCACCACGGAGGUCCUUAAGAGGGCUGAGAAUGCCAUUUUCCAGAAAGCCAUCAACGCCAUCAGACCGAUUGAGAUCAAGAAGAUUAGCGAGAGCAGAAAAGCCCUCUAUCAGAAUCCCGAGCCUAAGGUGCUCGAGCCAGAACCCGAGCGUGAGUCUCGCAAGAGUAUGAACGUCAUAAUAAACGUCGACAAGAAUCAGCGAAAUGUAGAACUUUCCAGUGAGCCUCUUAAGAAGACGGCCAAGUCCAAAUUCAAGAAUCUGCAGUUGUCGCCGACGCGCCUGUCGGUGAAAGAACGCCUAGGCGAGAAGAUCGAAGAUGCAGCGAAAGCCAAGCUCGAAGCUAAGAGUAAAGCUGAGGCUAGAAGAGUAUCGCUUACUCUCGACAACGAGCCCAUUAUACCGAAUCCUGAGAGGAAAGUCUUUGUCGAGUCAUCGGACAGAAAACGUGAAAGAUCACGGCACGAGCGUGAUUGGGCGAUGCGUAUGACUGUCAGGGAUCCACCUCCACGAGUGCACGAAUCCCGAAAACCCGAGCGUCAAGCGCGUACACCACCAUUGAAGCAGCGCAAACUGGCCGAAGCGGUUGAGGAGGUGAAAACACCAUUAUUGCCAGUUAAAAAGCCAGUGCGUGAAGAGCCGUUGACGAAGAAACGUAAGAAGGAGCGCAGCAAGUCCCACGAGCGUAAGAAACGCAAAGAUAAGAAACACAAGAAGGAGCGAGCUUCGAAAAAGAGAAGCAAGGAGAAGGAAAGUGCUAGUAACACGCCGAAAGAUGAUCCUAAAGAGUCAACCCCGAGUAACGAACCAACGACCAAGCCGCAAAGGAAAAAUCCUAAAUUGGUGUCCGAUAGGAAAAGGAGCGUUAUUGACGAGGCGAAUUUCGAGCCCGAUUAUUCGGCCUCGGAUAGCGAGAGCGAAGAGGACGAUAGAUCGACUCUGCUUGCUACCAAGAGAGCAAAGAUCGAUAGUGAUGAAAUUAUAAAUGUUGAUGCUGAACCUGUUAAGCCUAAGAAAAAAUCUAAGCAAACGAGUUCUGAAGAUGACUCGUCCAGCUCUGACAGUUCGUCAUCGGACUCGGACAGCUCGGUGGAGUCGCACCGAAAGAAGAAAAAGAAACACAAGAGGCGAAAAAAGCGUAAAGCCAAAAAGGACAGCAGUUCGGACUCGGACGCUUAUAGUGACUCGUCAGAUUCAAGUUCCGAAGAGGAAAAGCAUCGUCGCAAAAAAAAGUCUAAGAGUAAGAGUAAAGCUUCUAAGAAGAAGAAGAAGUCUAAGCAUAAAUGACGACAUU
Molecule: messenger RNA, 5279 nt
Organism: Phymastichus coffea
Lineage: Eukaryota; Metazoa; Arthropoda; Insecta; Hymenoptera; Eulophidae
Gene: snama
Product: E3 ubiquitin-protein ligase RBBP6
Exons: 20
Coding region: 194-5272 (1692 amino acids)
Biological process (GO): ubiquitin-dependent protein catabolic process; protein ubiquitination; mRNA processing
Cellular component (GO): nucleus
Molecular function (GO): nucleic acid binding; zinc ion binding; ubiquitin protein ligase activity
Source: RefSeq, a predicted model, not a curated record